AUGGGUGAUUCUUACGAUAUUCAACGAGGAAAUGAGGCAGUAUCGGCUGCUUCCACGUCAGAAUACACCAAAUACGGUUUUAAUAUCUUCGACAUUGAAACGAUCGAUCCAAGAUUCAAAUGUUUAUUUUGUGAGUUUGUUAUUAAGGAGCCUAUUCAGCUGGUCGAAUGCGGGCAUAGAGUCUGCCGAGGCUGCUUCGAUAUUCGAGCGGCUACGGUAGAAAACGGACGCGUUAAAUGCCCCCAAAAAGAUUGUAGUGAAUUUGCAGACAAAGAACAGGUCAUGGAAGACAAAGCGUUUCGUAGAGAACUAGAUUCUCUACGAGUCACCUGUAGAUUUAAAACCAAUAACGAAUGUACAUGGUCUGGACUACUUAGAGAAUAUCAAGGACAUCUCGAUGAAAACCAUAUACAUUAUAUAUGUCCGGAUUGCCAGACACGGUUCCCUUCUCAAGCAGCACUGGACGAACAUGUACAUAGCUGUCCAGUAAAUUUUCAACGAUGUCCGCUUGCACCCUACUGUACGGAUGAAAUGAUUCCUCGAAAUGAUUUUGAGAGGCAUUGUCUCACGCAAAUCCAUCAGGAAGCAGUUAUCAAAGGUGUCUUAGGCGAUUACAAUCUAUCGGAAGUGGUGACAUCUGAACAGCAAAUGGAGACAGGUGCGCUAACGAAUGAAUUGGAUGAGAAAACCUGGGAAAAAAUAGGAAGUCUGGGCAACGAGGUACACCGAUUAGAGGGAGCUUCAAUUGGCAUAGAUAAACAGCAAAAGGAAAUGCAAGAAGAAAUUACUCGAAUAGUGCAAGGCCUAAAUACAUUUUAUUCACUAAUCAAUGAACGCCUUUCCAUCAAGCAAGGCGUACAGCCUACUCAAGAAAAAUUACAAAAAGAUAUUGAUCAAUUACAUCAAUCCUUUGAAAAUCUGCAACAUGUGUCAAACGAUGGAACAUUGACAUGGCGAGUUGACCGCGUGUCGGAGAAAAUAGCAGAUGCCCAAUCGGAAAGACAGACUAGUAUUUAUUCACCAAUCUUUUAUUCAUCACCAACCGGAUACAAAAUGCGCGUGAGGCUAUUUCUAUUCGGUGACGGAAGUGCCAGGCGCACUCACAUAUCUUUAUUUUUCCUUCUGAUGAAAGGAGAUUACGAUGCAAUAUUAAAAUGGCCCUUCUAUUAUAAAGUUACAUUUUGUUUAUUGGAUCAGACAGAUUCGAAUCGUCACAUCAUCGAUUCCUUCUAUCCCGACACAAAAUCGAGCUCAUUUCAACGCCCGAGGGACGCCGCCAAUACAGCCAGUGGGAUCCCGAAAUUCUUUCCACUGACAAUGCUCUUGCAAGAUGACAACGUCUACGUGCGAGAAGAUACACUCUACUUAAAAAUAAUCAUCGGAUUCAAUGAUAUGCCGAAAACUUUAUUACCAUACAUAUUAACGCUAAAUCCAGCCCUUCCAAACUAUGUCCAAGAGAAUUUAAUACAACAAGAAACUAUUAAACUGCAGCAACAACAGGAACAACAACCAAAUACUGUAAAUAAUCCUCAGUCGAUGUUCGUGAAUACAGGAAAAUAG
This is a messenger RNA of Adineta ricciae, 1560 nucleotides long. NCBI's taxonomy places the organism in Eukaryota, Metazoa, Rotifera, Eurotatoria, Adinetida, Adinetidae. The record is from the annotation of a GenBank genome assembly.